UAUACAGGACUUACAAUGCGGAAGCUAUGACAACUCGUCAACAACGCAACCGUACAGUGUGUGAUUUCUGUGAAUACACGAGUCCUGGGACACUUAUAUGCGAGGUAUGUCUUCUGAAGUAUUGUGACGGCUGCUUUGAAACGUAUCAUCCAAUGAAGGGCCCCCUGUCCGAUCACCAAGUCACUCGGACAUGCACAGACAUCGAUCAGGAAAAAUGUCCCCUGCACAACGAAAGAUAUUUACAUUACUGUGUCACCUGCUCGAAACGACUGUGCCCUCAUUGUUUGGUGAUGCCGGACAGAAACAAACAUACUUUACUGAGGCAGCCACACAAGUUUCAUGACAUCCAGACGACCGAGCAACACGUUGCGAAACAGAAAAAAAACCUCCUGGAGCAGAUUGAGAAGGUCAGUCAUGCGAUUGCAGCGGCGCAAAUUGACGAGGACACGAUCGAGGACAGAAAGAUUCAGCUAGAGCUGUCAUGGCUGUCAUACAAGCAGCAAGUGCGCCAAGAGUUCGUGUCUCUUCAUGAUCUCCUCCUUGAAAGAGAAAAGGAUCUCCUGGACAAGAUGCAGAAGUGCGUAGAAGAGUCCUUGGAGUCGAUGACGUCACUUGAAGAUCUGCAAAAGACAUUCACAGCACAGGAGGCCAUCUUAACAGAAGAAAAUAUCAAACUGGUUCAAGACAGGUCCAGAGUCAGGUUUCUGAAUGGCUACAAGAACAUUGUUCAGCGGUGCGAGGAACUGUAUGACAACGCCCUACUGAUACCCACUGUGGAUGACUUCACUCCAUCCUUCCUCAAGAUGCCCUUCAGCCUCCUGGAGGAGAAGCUUCACUUGGACAACGCUCUCCAGUUUCAGGCUUACGACGAGGCUUGUGUAGAGCCCAAAAGUCGCAUGGCGUAUGUGGAUUCGAACCAGGUACAAAAACCCAUGAGGUGUUUCGACUUGUGGGACCCCCCAUCCAACAUCCCCGCUUCCACGGUGUGUGUGUACAACAUAGAAGUCAGGGCCAAUGCCUGCUCUAAAGUCGUCAAGUACACAAACCUGCCAAUCGACGACUUCGUCUUCAACAGUAUCGGCAGGGUGGACUUGCAGCCGAACCGGAGAUACGUCCUGAAAGUAGUUCCGGUGUACACGUGUAGGGGCUGCGGAGGGACGGAGCACACCAUGGAUGGACUUCCGGUCUAUAUCAUGGUGUUAACAGGUCCGCCGCCCGCGAGGACUGAUCUUGUGAAGAGGAUUUCAUAUUUCAAUACCGAUAACUUGAAGCCCCGUCCACUAUUCGGCCCCAAGGCUCCGCGACACGCCACCCAGACCACACCCGAGGGAAGGUUCCAGUCGGAGUCGGUAUUUUUACACCACACUAGCUUUGAGGAAGCGCGGCUUAAGGAACAAGAGGUCGCUGGCCAGUCCGACACCGGAAGUGACGUUGAUGGCAGGUCUGAAACACUGUUGUUGAACACUGGUGAAGGACGACUCAGCGUUUCUGGUAGACAUGUUGAGGAUUUUAGUUUCGAGGAAACACGUUUCCAACACACUAAGUCAAUGACAGCUGAAGCAGACGUGAAUGGUCGCCAUGACAGUUUUGUUCUGGACGACAACAGGUAUCACACAGAGGAGCAGUUCUUGUCUCACCACAGCUUUGAGGAGUGUAGAUACCAUGACUGGUUGACCUCAACUUCACCGACUACACACCGAUCAGGACAUCUGGCACAGGGCGAUGCUUCAAGCUGAACAUUUUGUGAUGGCAUCUGUCUUUUCAGUACAUCAUCCCAUAUGCGUACAUGUCUUGUCAUGACCAACAUCAACCUCAGGUGACAACAUGUACAAGUGACGAAGGCUCAAGCAGUCAUCACAACACUAUCGCCAUGGAAACAUGCCGGUAGAGAAUCGGAGAAUUAACGGAAGAUCCAAGGAACGAGAAUAAAGAGAACAUGAUAGCUUCAUCAUGACAGUAACCGUUAUGUCCAAUUAAUUUGAUAUCUAAGGAAAGUCGGAGGUGAAGCAGGUCGUAGGCACUGAUCACGGGGUGGGACUGCGAGGUCAAUUAUCAUAAUCGGUGAGUAUUUGGGAUUAGAACCCAGGAACAAAAGAUCCUUGCCGCUCAGAGGCGGAUUUGGUGUGCCCAUAUACUUCACCAAAUGAAAUUUCUGGGAAACCGUUACUCGAAAACGUCUUUUCGUUGUGGCAGAGUCUGUGAACAAAUAAUAUGGAAUGAAAAGCGUCCAUGGAAACGCUUAUUUGGGUAAAAUGGUUCUUUCAUGAAUGAGUUUUAUGAUUUUAUGCUGAGUAUGAUAAUGUGUGAUAGAAACACCAGCAGUGAAUGGGUGGAAUAAGAUGGUAUAUGACUGUUAACCUUCUGUGUUAGGCUGUUUGAACAUAAUGUCCAUUUUGUUGUAUGCACUUAGAGCAUGCCCGUACGGCGUGGAAUUCAACAGUGGCCUUAUUAUUAGAAGUACACUGUCAACAUUCCUGACCGGUACAUAGGCAUCAUGGUUAGUGCACCAGCUUGCUUAUCAUAUUGAGCAGUUUCGGUGCUUUAAGAGCUGCUUCAUUUCUAAAUCUCUUGUCAUCUCGCACUGAAUGUCACUUACCUUUUGUCAUCUCUUAUUUUCAAUGAUCCAUUCACAUAAUUGUAACCGCUUUCAUAUAUACAACUCACACUUUGAUAAGGAUCACAAAAAUUCACAACUUUACUUAAACGUAG
Messenger RNA from Haliotis rubra (blacklip abalone), 2709 nucleotides. RefSeq lists its product as uncharacterized. The transcript has 12 exons. NCBI's taxonomy places the organism in Eukaryota, Metazoa, Mollusca, Gastropoda, Lepetellida, Haliotidae. The record is from RefSeq and is a predicted model, not a curated record. The coding region runs from base 27 to 1736 and encodes 569 amino acids.